Molecule: messenger RNA, 4748 nt
Organism: Rhinopithecus roxellana (golden snub-nosed monkey)
Lineage: Eukaryota; Metazoa; Chordata; Mammalia; Primates; Cercopithecidae
Gene: SEPTIN8
Product: septin 8
Exons: 10
Coding region: 657-1946 (429 amino acids)
Biological process (GO): cytoskeleton-dependent cytokinesis
Cellular component (GO): septin complex; cell division site; septin ring
Molecular function (GO): molecular adaptor activity; GTPase activity; GTP binding
Source: RefSeq, a predicted model, not a curated record
CCCGGGUUCCCGCCCUAGCUCCGGCCGGAGCAUCAGGUGGGGCCCAAGACCCCCGCAGACUAGGCUGCUGCGGCCUCUCCCGGAUCCGACGGGCCUCCCGCAGCUCGUCCACACUCUGGCUGGUGGUCUCAGCACGUUUGCAGGCUCCAGCGGGUGGAGACGGCUUGGUGGGGGAGACCUCUAGGGCGCACGCCGUGCCCCACUUCCCCCUCACGGGAAAGGCUUCUCAGCGCGCAGACCCAGGAGACUCCCACCCCGGCUCUGCCCCAGGCUCCCAGGGACACGCAGCGGCCCGCUGGGCACCGGCCCCGAGCCCCCCGACACUGCCGUCCCGGUUCCCCAACGCGCGGACUACAAGUCCCAGCAGUCCCCGCAGCUGGCACCUCCCGCCUCGCCGCGGAGACCCCCGGCCGUCCAAGCGGCGGGGCUCCGGCUGCGCUCGUGGCCCGGCCGGGCGGGGAGGCCGGUCCCGCGGGCGGGGGCAGGGGCGGCUCCGCGGCUUCUCCCGCCGCCGCCGCCAAGGGGAGUUUCCAGGAAGUGGCCAUAUUGGAUCCAUUCAGCCGCAGCCGCCCGGGCGGAGCGCGUCCCGCUGCCGGCUGGUCCCCGUCGCGGCCCCUGCGCUGGUCCCAGCCCGCCCGCCCGGUACGGAGCUCGCCAUGGCGGCCACCGACCUGGAGCGCUUCUCGAAUGCAGAGCCAGAGCCCCGGAGCCUCUCCCUGGGCGGCCAUGUGGGUUUCGACAGCCUCCCCGACCAGCUGGUCAGCAAGUCGGUCACUCAGGGCUUCAGCUUCAACAUCCUCUGUGUGGGGGAGACCGGCAUUGGCAAAUCCACACUGAUGAACACGCUCUUCAACACGACCUUCGAGACUGAGGAAGCCAGUCACCAUGAGGCAUGCGUGCGCCUGCGGCCCCAGACCUACGACCUCCAGGAGAGCAACGUGCAGCUCAAGCUGACCAUUGUGGAUGCCGUGGGCUUUGGGGAUCAGAUCAAUAAGGAUGAGAGUUACAGGCCCAUAGUUGACUACAUCGAUGCGCAGUUUGAAAAUUAUCUGCAGGAGGAGCUGAAGAUCCGCCGCUCACUCUUUGACUACCAUGACACAAGGAUCCACGUUUGCCUCUACUUCAUCACGCCCACGGGGCACUCCCUGAAGUCCCUGGAUCUGGUGACCAUGAAGAAACUAGACAGCAAGGUGAACAUUAUUCCCAUCAUCGCCAAGGCUGACACCAUCUCCAAGAGCGAGCUCCACAAGUUCAAGAUCAAGAUCAUGGGCGAGCUGGUCAGCAACGGGGUCCAGAUCUACCAGUUUCCGACGGAUGACGAGGCUGUUGCAGAGAUUAACGCAGUCAUGAAUGCACAUCUGCCCUUCGCCGUAGUGGGCAGCACCGAGGAGGUGAAGGUGGGGAACAAGCUGGUCCGAGCGCGGCAGUACCCCUGGGGAGUGGUGCAGGUGGAGAAUGAGAAUCACUGCGACUUCGUGAAGCUGCGGGAAAUGUUGAUCCGGGUGAACAUGGAAGACCUCCGCGAGCAGACCCACAGCCGGCACUAUGAGCUCUACCGGCGCUGCAAGUUGGAGGAGAUGGGCUUUCAGGACAGCGAUGGUGACAGCCAGCCCUUCAGCCUACAAGAGACAUAUGAGGCCAAGAGGAAGGAAUUCCUGAGUGAGCUGCAGAGGAAGGAGGAAGAGAUGAGACAGAUGUUUGUCAACAAAGUGAAGGAGACAGAGCUGGAGCUGAAGGAGAAGGAAAGGGAGCUCCAUGAGAAGUUUGAGCACCUGAAGCGGGUCCACCAGGAGGAGAAGCGCAAGGUGGAGGAAAAACGCCGGGAACUGGAGGAGGAGACCAAUGCCUUCAAUCGCCGGAAGGCUGCGGUGGAGGCCCUGCAGUUGCAGGCCUUGCAUGCCACUUCGCAGCAGCCCCUGAGGAAGGACAAGGACAAGAAGAAUUAACGCACGCACAGACUUACAUGUCAAGAGUGGACUUUAGACUUUCAUGUGUUAAGUUGCUUGAGUUACACCUUGUGACCCUUCUCCCAUAACAUGGUGUGAGGACGGACUGGGAGCCGGUACAGACUCCAGUGUUUACAGCUUUGCUUUCCCCUACCCGACCCCGGCCCCAGGCUGCCCCAGGCCUGGCGGGCCACCCCUCUCUAUGCAAACACGUAAAAGCCAGGAAUGCUGGAAUCCAAAACUGACGAGGUUUAUUUUUUUCAGAGCCAGUGGCUGGUCUUCCAUUUACAGUGUCACUAUUCCCUGACGGAGCUGUUGUGCCACUCCAGCGAAGGCCCCAGCCGGGAUGCUAGGCCUAAUUGUUCAGCGUGGAGAUGGCAACUCACGUGGUGCCCUAGGUGCAGCUGCGUGGUCUGGUAUACAUGCUGCAAAAUUCGCCCAGUUCCCCUCAUUUUAAUUUUUCUAACCUAGAGCUUAAUUUUAAUAACUUUAAAACACUUCUAAAUAUUUAUUUUGGCACCAGCAUCAAGACAAAUAAUAUCCUCUCCCAUUAUUUUCAUAAGUAACACAGAUUUCCUGAUUUUUAAAAACUAAAAAUACCGCUAAACCUUUCUUAUGUAUAAAGUACGCCUAUCAUAUAUACAGGGAGAGCUGGGUAAUAAACUUCCUGUAAUGACAGUGUUUGGCAUUUCUUUGUGGAUGGAAUUGGAACAUGAACAAGACCAUGUCCAGUGUUUUUACUGUGAAUGUAAAUGGAACAGCAGCCCAAAGCAGUUGUCUAUGCCCCAGAGGUGCUACCUGUAAACAGGGACCAACUCCGUAUGUGUGUUAAGUGUUUGACUCCAAGUAAGACUCCCAAGCAAAUCCUGCAUAUUCCAAAUGCAAAGAGUACUCAGUGGGAAAAAGGUUGUUACCUCAAAGUCAUUGCUUCUUUCCUGGCUGGGUCACAGGGUGAAGAGAUGAAGGUGUCUGACGUAUACAGACAAUGAGGGGAAAAGUGAGCAGCAAAGGAGCUUUCCCCUUCAACUGCACUCUAAAGGGGAACAUUUUAAGGAAGUACUAGCAGCUUUGAUUCUUCUAUGCUCCUGUUGGUUUACAAGCCACCGAGAAUGUCAGUGUUGAGAAUAUGGCCUGGUAAAAUGGGAGAUGGAAAAUGAUUAGACGAAAGGAAGGAUAGUUUUAAUGUUGAAGCACUGUGCUGGGCCUGGAGCUACCCAGAGGAAUGCACAAUGCUCCCCUCAAGGAGCUCACAGUCUAGCAUACUCCCUGGCUGGAAGCCUCAGGAAGCCGUGCUAAUUUAUUGUGGAGUUGGUAGUUUGCUUUUCAUGCCCCUGUCUUCUUUCUCAUGGCCAUUUCCCCCUUUUUGCCUGGCUUGCAUUAUUGAUUUCCAGGACCAAGUCCUGGCUUCCUCCUGCCUUCCUGAGAUGAUGUUCUGCUCAGGGAGAGGCGGAGGGGUGAGCUGUGUACGUCCACUGAGGCACGGCCAGGAAGAGGCAGCCUUUACCUAUGAGGGGCUCCAUGCUCCAGCAGCAGAGCAGGUUCUAGUGACAAUUCUCCAAGUUUUUAUGCUAUGACCGGGGUGGAUCUAAAUGUUGUGGGGCUGAAAGCUUGAAUUAUUUAGACAGACUUCUUUAAGAAAAACAAUGUUAAUAUAAAAUUAGGUACAGGGUCUUGGAAGGGGCCCUGAAGAUUAGGGUUCAUUAGCUUCACAAUAAGUCCCCAUCUGGUUGCAACUGAAAACUGAUGCUUCAGUGAGGGUAUCUGAAAAGGUAAACUGGCAUAUAUCCAGGGCAAAUGUGGGUUGCCAGUGGCUCAUCUCUAGGGUAAUUUUAUGUCUGAAAGUAUGCAGUUGGGUCAGAGCAUGACCUUUAAGAUAGCCUCUCUCAGCUAACAUAUUUCUGAAGAUGAGGCCUGGUGACCCAGCAGGUUCAUUGGACACAUAAGAAAUGAGAAUUCCUGGUUCAUGGGCCAACCUGGGGCUCUGGAGUGUGCAGAUUUGGCCAUUCGUCCAUUGUGGCCCGCGGGUUGCAUCCCGGGUAUACUGAAAGGCCAUACUCGUGGCUGGCUGCCUGCCUGUGGGCCUAAGCCUUCCCGGUAUCUUCAGGGACACUUGACAGACUUCCGUUUUCUCAAGUCUGAGCUGCUUCCACAGGUCCCUCUAGCAAGCCUCACUGCACCUCUCCACCUGCUGUUUGUCUGGAAUUUUGUUAUCUUUAGCUGAGACCAAAUUAAACGGUGCAUAAAGUGAGCUUAAAACUUGCCACUGUUUAAUAAGUUAGCUCUCAUAGAAUGUGACCCUGUCUGCAGGGUCUCAUUUACCCUUCUUUUUCCCAUUGUUAUUUGUUGGCAUUAAUAGGGCUGUCUUACAGGAUCAUGUUGGCAUUUACUAUCAUGUCUUUCAUAAACCAUGUUUGUUUGGGGUAGAAGAAUCACCAUAUAAUUUGUUGUCCAAACUAGGACUAUUGAGAGAGAAAGGGGAUGCUAUUAAUUACACCAGAUCAAUAGGCAUAAACCAGACCUGUCCCAGGCCAAUGGGAAUAUUUGGUCUUUCUAGUUGUGGGUAAACUGAUCUAGGUGGUUUGUAAUUGUGCAUACUGACUGCAUAUAUGUUUGUGUAUGUCUAAAUGUGGGCUCCCUGUUAAGUGGGGCUCAUGGAUACGAGGCCCGAGUGUGGCUUGCUAGUCUGUUAUGUUAACAUGCUUUUCUAAAAUUGCUUCACGUGUUAAUUCAUUUACUCCUGUUUUUGUUCUUUUCCAUUCACUUUGUACUCAUUUUUUUCAUUAAAUUUUGCAUUUAUUUUGA